Messenger RNA from Vigna angularis (adzuki bean), 3798 nucleotides. Its product is annotated as peroxisome biogenesis protein 1. The transcript is spliced from 18 exons. Gene Ontology annotation, cellular component: cytosol; peroxisomal membrane; peroxisome. The record is from RefSeq and is a predicted model, not a curated record. NCBI's taxonomy places the organism in Eukaryota, Viridiplantae, Streptophyta, Magnoliopsida, Fabales, Fabaceae. Gene Ontology annotation, molecular function: ATP hydrolysis activity; ATP binding. Gene Ontology annotation, biological process: protein import into peroxisome matrix. The coding region runs from base 104 to 3484 and encodes 1126 amino acids.
UGAGAGUCUUCAUCUAGCAUCCCUCUAAACUGAAACCUGGUUCGUAUGAGAAUGAGAAAGUGAAUAAUAUGUGUGCUUAGGUUACAUAAUUUCAUUCGGUCCGAUGGAGUUCGAGGUGAAGGUGGUGGGAGGUAUAGACUCCUGUUUCGUAUCCCUUCCCCUCUCACUCAUCCAAACUCUUCAGUCUACGCGCUCGACACCUCUUCCUCAAAUCCUCGCUCUCGAGCUUCGCUCUCCUCCUCACACCUGGUUCGUCUCUUGGUCCGGCGCCACUUCUGCUUCUUCCGCCAUAGAGGUUUCUCCUCAAUUUGCGGAGUGCAUUUCCUUGCCGAAUCACGCUAUUGUUCAAGUGAGAGCUGCUCCCAAUGUGCCGCACGCUUCUCUCGUCAUCAUAGAACCAAACACGGAGGACGACUGGGAAAUCUUGGAGCUCAACGCCGACCUAGCCCAGGGUAUAAUCCUCAACCAGGUCAGGAUUGUCUAUGAAGGGAUGAGAUUUCCUUUGUGGUUGCAUGGUCAUACUGUCAUCACAUUUCAAGUGACGUCUGUUGAUCCGAAGAAUGUGGUAGUGCAACUAAUGGGAGGAACUAAAGUUGCUGUUGCUCCAAAAAGUCGCAAAAAAAGUUUGGAUUCAGCAGGAGAUUCACGCCAAGACUCCUUUAAUAAAGAACACACUUCUAAGAUGCUGCUUCGUUUACAAGAUCCAAAAGGAUUAUGUAGUAUCAGUACUCAUGUCAAAGGAGUUGACCUCAAUGUAGGGCUUACUACUGUUGCUUUUGUUCACCCAGAAACAGCCAAAAGAUACUCAUUCAACAUGCUUCAGUUGGUUUUGAUAGUACCCAGAGUUUCCAAGGAGAAUGUUAAUAUUUCAAGAAUUAAUAUUAUGAAAAAAAGAGGUGGUUCAACUACUAAUGAAGUUGAAAAUGUAAAUAUUGACAAGACAGAAUAUCGACAAGCAAUUGCUCAGUUGAUGAUUUCAGAAUCUGUGGGUGAAGGACAUGUGAUAGUAGCUAAGUCUCUUCGCCUUUAUUUGAGAGCUAGCCUACGUUCAUGGGUUUAUUUGAAGGCAUGCAAUACUAUUUUGGAAAAAAAUAUUCCUUCAACCUCUCUUUUUCCGUGUCAAUUCAAACUACUAAGGCAGGAGAAUUCUGUUGAGAAAGAUGGUGUAGAAGUUUCUCAUGGCCACAAUCAUCACAUUGAUAAAAAAGUCCAAGCGAAAGCUACAUCAGGUUUCUUUGUGGAUACUAUAGAUUGGUCAAUCCAAAAUAAAGUUCUAGAAGCUGUCUCUGAUGAAUCCAAUCACAAAGCAGAGGAAGAGACUACAAAUCAAUCUCAGAAUCCAAGGGAAUUACAGAGUCUUGUAAGACUAUGGUAUAUCACACAAAUUAAGGCAAUUACUUCCAUUUCAGGUAUGGAGGUUAGUUCCUUGAUUAUGGGUGAUAAAACCUUGCUUCAUUUUGAAGUAAGCUGUUACAAGCUUGGGAGUAAUGGGAAGGCUCAGUUUGCCUAUAGUCCUUCAGAGAACAGUGGCAAUGCAGCUGAAAUGUUGUUUUUAUUGACAUUUGGUGAAGAAUAUCUGCAUAAUGGGAAACUUAGUGCGUAUGAAGUUGCUCUUGGUGGAGAACUUGAUAACAUUAGUAUUGUGGACCUGAAGGUUUUUGAAAGGAUGAAAUUGUGUGAUCCUGUGUCUAUUGUUUCUAUAGAAGAGAGAACCCCUGAAGACCACAUUAGUUCAAAUCUAUCUCCGCUUGGCUGGAUGGAGAAAACUGCGGAUGAUGUUAUCAACAGAAUGUUGAUAUUGUUAUGUUCUGCAUCUGGUUUGUGGUUUGGCACACACAACUUACCACUCCCUGGACAUGUUCUCAUAUAUGGACCACCUGGCUCUGGAAAAACUAUAUUAGCAAGAACUGUGGCAAAAUCUCUUGAGAAUCGUGAGGACAUCUUUGCACACAUAAUUUUUAUUUCCUGCUCUAAACUUGCCCUUGAGAAGGUCCCAGUUAUUCGCCAAGAACUUGCAAACCAUGUAAUUGAAGCUGUAAAUCAUGCCCCUUCUGUGGUUAUCUUUGAUGAUCUUGAUAGCAUAAUUUCUUCCCCUGACUCUGAAGGAUCUCAACAGUCAAUAUCUGUUGCUGGACUCACAGAUUUUCUGGUUGACGUCAUGGAUGAAUAUGGGGAGAAGAGGCAAAAGUCAUGUGGAUUUGGACCAAUAGCCUUCAUAGCUUCCGUACAAUCACUAGAGAAGAUACCACAAUCUUUAAGCUCUUCAGGAAGAUUUGACUUUCACAUAAAGUUGCCUGCUCCUGCAGCCUCUGAGCGCAGGGCUAUGUUGAAGCAUGAAAUACAGAGGCGUCACUUGCAGUGCAAUGAUGACAUCCUGCUUGACGUGGCUGUAAAAUGUGAUGGUUAUGAUGGUUAUGAUCUGGAAAUAUUAGUUGACAGAGCUGUUCAUUCUGCUGUUCGCCGUUUUCUGCCUUCUAAUGCUUCCAUUGAUGUACAUGAGAGUCCAGCUAUACUAAGGGAGGAUUUCUCUCAGGCAAUGCUUGAUUUUCUUCCAGUUGCAAUGCGUGAUAUCACAAAAUCAGCUUCUGAUGAUGGCCGUUCUGGAUGGAAUGAUGUGGGUGGUCUUGUUGACAUUCGAAAUGCUAUUAAGGAGAUGAUAGAGCUGCCAUCAAAGUUUCCAAAAAUUUUUGCACAAGCACCUUUGAGGUUGCGGUCAAAUGUCCUUUUAUAUGGUCCUCCUGGUUGUGGCAAAACUCACAUAGUUGGUGCUGCUGCUGCUGCUUCUUCACUUCGAUUCAUAUCAGUAAAAGGGCCAGAGCUGUUAAACAAAUACAUUGGUGCUUCUGAACAAGCUGUUAGGGAUAUUUUCUCUAAAGCAGCAGCUGCAGCACCAUGUCUACUUUUUUUUGAUGAAUUUGAUUCCAUUGCCCCCAAGAGAGGGCAUGACAAUACUGGAGUAACUGAUCGAGUUGUGAAUCAAUUUUUGACCGAGUUAGAUGGUGUGGAGAUUUUAACUGGUGUAUUUGUGUUUGCUGCAACAAGUAGACCAGAUUUACUUGAUGCUGCACUGUUGAGACCUGGUAGGUUAGAUCGUCUUCUAUUCUGUGACUUUCCAUCUUGGCACGAGAGAUUGGAAAUUCUUGCUGUACUUUCUAGAAAGUUGGCAAUGGACAAGGAUAUUGAUUUGACUACAAUAGCUAAUAUGACUGAGGGAUUCAGUGGAGCUGAUCUCCAAGCUCUCCUCUCAGAUGCGCAGCUUGCAGCAGUUCAUGAUGUUCUGGACAAUGAGGAUGGUUUAAGGACGGAAAAAACACCCAUUAUUACCGAUGCUCUUCUAAAGUUCACAACAUCCAAGGCUAGACCAUCUGUUUCAGAAGAAGAAAAGAGAAGACUCUACAAUAUAUAUCACCAGUUCCUGGAUUCAAAAAGAUCUGUUGCUGCCCAGUCAAGAGAUUCGAAAGGAAAGAAGGCAACUUUAGCUUGACAGUCAAAGAUUCAUGUUGUGGAGAAGAUGUUCUUUGGGUGGCAAUAGCGUAGCCAGGAUAUCUGAUUAAUUCGCAUCAUGCCACGCACUUAUAUUGGACCUGUAAUUACUUCCUACACUUUAGAGCUAAGGAGGAUGAUAGGACCUAAGAGUUUAUUUUAAGAGUUUAUGUUAGGAGAAACAGAGAAACCAGAACAAUAGCUGUCAGAGUUAAUUAUUAGACAAUGAGUUGUAUGGGUUGUAGGGGAUAGGAUGUUGUGUAUAUAAAAGGGGAGAGGGGUCUUAGAGAGGAGAGUUUUGGUUGUAUUCUUUGU